AUGCCACACGGACGCAGAAGGGCGCCUUCGCUCUCACUCGAAGCGCCGGCGCAUCACCACCACUCGCACCACUCGCGCCGGUCCGCCUCUCCCUCUUCGUCCCCUUCUCACUCGCCGGCGGGCUCUUCCGCCGCAACAGCAGCAGACGGGUCGUCCUACCCUUUGUCCGGGUCUGCUUCUUCGUCCGCCUCUUCAUCGAAACUCCGCCUCCAAGUCCUCGAUGUUUCGUCCUCCGCCGUCGCCCUAUCCGUUUUCACACCCAAGACCGCCUCGUCCUCGUCUCCUUCGCGGCGGAAACCUCCAUCCAUCUCGAUACAGCUCGAUCGGCGACCGUGGCCGCAUGUUGCGCAUGCUGGUACAGGGACGAGCGCGAAUGGAGUCGUGCAGUCGACGGGCGCGGCGGGCGAUGACGAAGCGGCCGGUGGAGCAGAGACGACGGUGAUUGUGUAUGGGCUCGAUCCGGCGAGGGAAUACGAGAUCAGCUUGGAGGUCGUCGAGGGAAGCGACGAGGAUUCUGCUCCGGGGUCAGGUGUUGGCUCGGCGGGUGCGACUGUCGAGAUUGAGACGGUGGGGACCGAAGGAAUCUCAUCUCGCCGCCCUUCGCUCGACAUGUCCUCUUCCGCCCUGCCAUCGAGCUCGAGCACGCUCGCCCCCGGUGUUGCAGAUCACGACUCGCCCUACCACCCCGACGACCCCUCCGCGAACCUGCCGGACGGCCCUCCGCCACCUUACUCUCCCUCCGCAAUGCCUCUCCCAGCUACUUCCGCCGAUUCUCUCGCUCCUUCCGCCACUUCUUCCUCCACUCCCGCCGACGACGCCUCCCGAACACCUUCCACCGUCUCUGGCUCGGUGAUCGACGAGCCCUCCCUCCGCGCCGCGCUCAAAACCCUCCGGGCCUCGUCCCGCCGCACCGAAGCAGCCCUCACUUCGUCCCUCUCCGCUCUGCGAAAAGCAGUCGACAAAGCCUCUAAGGAGGACCAGCGCGCACGAACGCGGAUCCAGAGUCUUGAGGAGGCGAUCCGCAAGGCGGAGGAGGGCGCGAGGAGGAUGAGGGAGGAGGAGAGGGAGGAUGUGGAGAGACGGGUUGGGGAGGUCGAAGAUGAGGAAAGGAGGGUCAGGGAAGAGCUGGAGGAGUGGAGGGAAGGGAAGAGGGAAGUUACGAGUUUGCCGGCCACGGCGGCAAAGGAGCUUGCGACGGGCGGGGAUGACCAGUCUUCGCCGGCGAACGAGGAUGCGCCAGCUUCUCAGCCUCAGCAGCAACAGUCGACGACCAACCUUGCCGACCUGGCGCGCGAGCUGGAUGCGCUCAACAAGGCCAUUGAGGCCACGGAGCGCGAGAGGGAGGAGAAGGCGCACGAGGUCGUCAAGGGCAUCGAGCGGGAAAUGCAGCUCGUCGAGGGCGAGCUGAUCCAACUCGACCGCGAGGAGGCCCACCGCUACCACCUUGCCGCACGCUACGGUGCCCCAGCAACCGCCAUCGAUCCCGCAACAGGUGCCGUCAUCCCGCUCCACGCCGUUCCCGUCGUCCCCGUCGUUCCGGUUCCUCCCGCCGGUGCAGGCUCAUCAGGAGCGAGUGGUGGCGGGUUCGGCGGUUUCUGGAGGGGACGACGAGCGGGCGCGGCGGCAAAUGCAGCGGCGGCGAAUCAAGCGCCGGGUGGAGCAUCGUCAGGUGCAGGCGGCCAGUUCGGUCGCUUCUUCCGACGUGGUGGGAGCGGGAGCAACGCGGCGAAUGCGCCGACUACGCCUUCGCCGGGCAGUACGGCCGUCUCGUCGCCUGGCUCGUCCUCCUCCAUCAACGUCACAACACUUCCCUCUUCAUCCUCCUCUUCCGACCUCUCGCUCAUCCCGCCUCAAAUCGGCCUGUCCUCCGCCCCCGCUGCUCCGCCCUCUGACCGCGCGCUCGCACAGCAACAAUUCGCCCAAGCGCACCAAGCACAGGCAUUGUGGGCGCAUGCGCAGGCUCAAGCGGGACGGUCGUACGCUUCUUCGAGCGGGGGAUACGGGAGUGCAGUGCGCGGCGGAGGAAGGAGCAGGGCGGGCUCGUUGACGCAGCCUGCACAGCCGUAUCACGGGUCGAGUCCGCUUGCGACACCGAGUGCGAGUCCGACCACGGCGCAUCGGGCGACGACGCCGGCGCUUGCGACGGGCGGCAGCGGCGAAGGCGACGAGGCAGCGGGUGUCAAGGUGUCUGGUGGGGCGGGUGCGAGCUGGAGUCAGGUGGUAGGAGGUGCGGUGAAGGGUGAGGGCGGGGAAGCGAGUGAGGCGGACGCAGCGAAGGCAGAGUAG
Molecule: messenger RNA, 2286 nt
Organism: Rhodotorula toruloides NP11
Lineage: Eukaryota; Fungi; Basidiomycota; Microbotryomycetes; Sporidiobolales; Sporidiobolaceae
Exons: 3
Coding region: 1-2286 (761 amino acids)
Source: RefSeq, a predicted model, not a curated record